Molecule: messenger RNA, 543 nt
Organism: Letharia lupina
Lineage: Eukaryota; Fungi; Ascomycota; Lecanoromycetes; Lecanorales; Parmeliaceae
Exons: 2
Coding region: 1-543 (180 amino acids)
Source: RefSeq, a predicted model, not a curated record
AUGAAGAUUCUCAUUAUUGGCGCUGCAGGCCGAGUCGGCUCAGCCGCCCUCGCGGCAUGCCUCACUAAGCAACACCACGUCACCGCCUUCCUCCGCAACCCCUCCAAGCUGCCCCCCGAGCUGCACAACCACCCCCGCCUCCGCAUCACCCAAGGCGACGCAACCUCGCACUCCUCCCUCGUCGAAGCGAUCGAGGACACCGACGCCAUCAUCCAAGCCGCCGUUUACGGCUCCAACACGCCCUUCGGCACCUCGGAUUCGGAAAAGGUCGUCCGCUGCAUCAUCAACGCCGUCAAAGAAGUGCAAGCGUCACGCCCGAUACGGUCGAGGCCGAUAAGACUGUGGGUGAUGUCCGGGCAGGUGUUGAUGGACAUUCCGGGGUAUGCGGGCAAGAUUGAGGGGGAUGUGUUUCCGAUCCAUCCGGAGCAUUACAAGAACUACGACUUCUUGCGGAACGAUGCCAAGGAUGUGGAUUGGAGCUUGCUGUGUCCCGGGAGGAUUGACCAGGGGGAGGUGAGGGUGCUUUUGUAUAAUAUUCGCUGA